Molecule: messenger RNA, 1251 nt
Organism: Ophidiomyces ophidiicola
Lineage: Eukaryota; Fungi; Ascomycota; Eurotiomycetes; Onygenales; Onygenaceae
Exons: 3
Coding region: 1-1251 (416 amino acids)
Biological process (GO): regulation of DNA-templated transcription
Source: RefSeq, a predicted model, not a curated record
AUGGACAGACCUGCCACGGAUUACGCGCAGUCAGGUUUGAACUCUGCAUCUCCAAACUUGGCGCAACCAGAAUCUGAACAGUCAGCUGCAGACCAGACUACUGCUGCGGCCGCUGUUGCGUCUCCCCAAUACAACUCCUCGCCCGCAGAGAGCAGAGCGCCUGCUCAGUACACCUCCCCAACCGACUCUCGUCCCGCCAGCAACACCGCUGCGCAACCGGAUUACGCCCUCAACCAAGCCGGCCAACCUCCCCCACCGCCCUCGGUUCGGCAGCCAGCCCCUUACCCGGAAUACCUCGCUCGACAGCCUCAAUACCACCACGCGCCUCAUACCCAAGCCGGCGGCGCGGCAGGUAUGGCUCAAGCAACAAGUCCGUCCAUGAACCUGCAAGAUGAGCAGCAAACUGGCCAUCGCAAUCCCAGCCAAGUAAAGUCUGACACGGACGUUCCUAUAGAUCCUUCAAUUGCGGCGGCGAGCCCAACCUAUCCUCCUCCUUACUCCCCGUACCAGCCCCAAGGCCACGAGAUGGCUCAGUAUCAAGGCCAUCCGCCCCCUCAAAUGUACGCGCGCCCAGAUUGGCCUCAUCAGUAUGGACAGCACCAAGGUCUGCCCGGUCCAUACUCUCCGGCAACGACCGUAGGGACUGCUUCGCCCGCGACCACGGCAGGACCUCGCCCAGGACAAGUAUAUUCCUUUGUUCCUAUCCCCGGCUCCCAGCAGCAUAAACGACCGCGACGAAGAUACGAAGAAAUUGAACGAAUGUACAAAUGCGGAUGGAAUGGAUGUGAGAAAGCUUACGGCACUCUUAAUCAUUUGAAUGCCCACGUUACUAUGCAAUCGCACGGCGCAAAGCGCACUCCAGAUGAAUUCAAGGAAAUCAGAAAAGAAUGGAAAGCACGAAAGAAGGAGGAAGAAAACCAGCGCAAGGCCGCGGAGGAAAGGGAACGCGCUGUCGUCCAGGGUCAAGGUGGUGAUAAUAGUGCUCCCACUGAUCCAUCGAAUGGGUCGACGGGCCAGCAAGGCCAGCCCACCUCAUACGCUGGCCCCGUUCGUCCGCAGCUACCGCCGAUUGGAUAUCAGUCCGCCGACGGCCAAGUACCGAAUCAAUACGGCAACUCGACUGGCGGUGGACUCGUGUACCCGUCUGGAAAUGGCCAGAUCCCCGCGACAUAUCCCGCCAACUACCCACAUUCGCCCUAUGGACAGGGAAGCCAGAUGUAUCAACAGCCUCCACCACCGCCUCGUGAGUAA